CGGUCGUCGCCCGAUCACUGCAUGCACUGCGCACUCCAUCUCCAUCUUCUCCAGAAAACAAGAAAAAAUUAAGCUCGGUCGCAGCCUCUACUUUUUUUUUUUUGAGAAUUUAUCGCAGCCUCUACUGUGCUGGUUCAUGUGACCGAUUCUCCGUCCCCGGCCCGGCCGGGGCCCGAUUGGCUCAUCCAGGCUCGCACGGCUACGAUAUACCGAUACCUACCUAUAGCUAGCUACGAGUUGUAGCUGGUGAUAUGCAUCACCCUGGCCUUCUCCUCCAUUCUUUCAGAGAGAGAGAGAGAGAGAGAGAGAGAGAGAGAGAGAGAGAUUGGUUCAUCCCUCAGUUCAGUUCAUACCGGAUCGAGCUAGCUAGAAGCAGAGAGAUGGCGUCGAGCGGCGGCGGCAACAACGGAGGAGGAAACGAGUGGCUGAUCAGGGAGGCGCUGCUGGCUCCGGCAGGCAACGGCAACGGUAGCGGCGGCAAGGUGGAGGUGGCGGACCUGGAGGAGAUCCGGAGCGUGCGGGCGUUCCUGCGGCACGCGGCGGAGGAGAACCGGCGGCUCUGGUACCUGGCGGGCCCCGCCAUCUUCACGUCCAUCGCGCAGUACUCGCUCGGCGCCGUCACGCUCGUCUUCGCCGGCCACCUCACCACGCUCGAGCUCGACGCCGUCUCCACCGAGAACAACGUCGUCGCCGGGCUCGCCUUCGGCAUCAUGCUUGGGAUGGGUAGCGCGCUGGAGACGCUGUGCGGGCAGGCGUACGGCGCGAAGCAGCUGCACAUGCUGGGCGUGUACCUGCAGCGCUCGUGGAUCAUCCUCGCCGCCAUGGCCGUGCUCAUGCUCCCCAUCUACCUCUUCGCCACCCCGAUCCUGGGCUUCUUCCACCAGGACGCCGAGAUCGCCGCCCUCGCGGGCCGGCUCGCGCUCUACAUGAUCCCGCAGCUCUUCGCCUACGCCUUCAACUUCCCCAUCCAGAAGUUCCUGCAGGCGCAGAGCAAGGUCAUGGCCAUGGCCGCCGUCUCCGCCGUCGGGCUCGCGUUCCACGUCGCGCUCAGCUGGCUCCUCGUGGGGCCCAUGCGGAUGGGGCUCGCCGGCCUCGCCCUCGCUCUCAACGCGUCCUGGUGGCUCGUCGUGCUCGGCCAGCUCGCCUACAUCCUCAUGGGCUACUGCCCCGGCGCGUGGAACGGAUUCGACUGGCUCGCCUUCUCCGACCUCGUCGGCUUCGCGCGCCUCUCCCUCGGAUCCGCCGUCAUGCUCUGCCUCGAGUUCUGGUUCUACAUGUUCCUCAUCGUCAUCGUCGGCAACCUGGAGAACGCUCAGGUCGCCGUUGCGGCAGUCUCCAUCUGCACCAACCUUUUCGGAUGGCAGAUCAUGGUGUUCUUCGGGUUCAACGCCGCCAUCAGCGUGCGGGUGUCCAACGAGCUGGGCGCCGGGCGGCCCCGCGCCGCCAAGUUCGCCAUCCUGGUGGUGCUCAUGUCGUCGGUGGCCAUCGGGCUGGCAUUCUUCGCCGCCGUGCUGGCGCUCCGCGACGUCUACGGCGCGCCCUUCACGGAGAGCCCCGCCGUGGUGCGCGCCGUGGCGAGCCUCGGCGUCGUGUUCGCCUUCACGCUGCUGCUCAACAGCGUGCAGCCGGUGCUGUCGGGCGUCGCCGUCGGCGUCGGGUGGCAGUGGUUGGUGGCCUACAUCAACCUCGGCUGCUACUACCUCGUCGGCAUCCCCGUCGGGUACCUCAUCGCCUUCCCGCUGCGCGGCGGGGUGCGGGGCAUGUGGGGCGGCAUGCUCGCCGGCGUCGGCCUGCAGACCGUGAUCCUGGUGGCCAUGAUGCUGCGCACCGACUGGGGCAAGGAGGCCAGGGAGGCCGUGUCCAGGAUACGGAAAUGGGGCGGGUCGGCCGCCGCCAAGGCUCCGGAUCAUCACUGAGGAAGAUGGGCGGCUCUUCCUCUUCAUCUUGUGUGUGCUUGUGAGGUCCUCCUCCUCCGGCGCCGCCUCCCCGUUGAUUGGAUUGUGUGCCUCCUGCACCUAGCUGCAGGUCGUGUUUGUGCUGCUCUGCUUAUAUUGGAUUAUUAUUGGAGGUGUAUGUUACUAGUAUUUUUGUUCAUAGGAAAACAUAUUAGUUACAAGCAUUGUUUUUCAUAAGCACGCCUGGGGGGCAACCCGAUGAUGCCUCUCUCAUUAUUCCCAAUACCAUUAAGGUCCCAUUUGGCAUGGAUUCAAAUUUCUCAAGAAAAAAAUUUAAUUUUGAGA
Messenger RNA from Panicum virgatum (switchgrass), 2240 nucleotides. Its product is annotated as protein DETOXIFICATION 33-like. Gene Ontology annotation, cellular component: membrane. The record is from RefSeq and is a predicted model, not a curated record. Lineage: Eukaryota; Viridiplantae; Streptophyta; Magnoliopsida; Poales; Poaceae. Gene Ontology annotation, molecular function: xenobiotic transmembrane transporter activity; antiporter activity. The coding region runs from base 252 to 1916 and encodes 554 amino acids. Gene Ontology annotation, biological process: xenobiotic detoxification by transmembrane export across the plasma membrane. The transcript is spliced from 4 exons.